UUCCCACUCGUCAAGCUGCAGCAAUUUGUUCAACUGCGGAGAGAUCAACAACAUCGGGUUUCCUUUCUGGGGAGAAACCCGACCCAGUGGUUGUGGGCAUCCUGGACUGAAGCUCAACUGCGAGGAAGUGUUACUAACAUAAAGAUUAGGAACGUGACAUACCGCGUGCUAGAUGUCAAUCCCAAAACCCAAAUACUCAAAAUUUCAAGAGAAGACUACUUGACCGGAAUUUGUUCGCCAGAAUUAGUGAAUACCACUCUCGACCCCACACUUUUUGAUUAUGGCGCCCCUGGUUACCAGAAUCUUACAUUAGCCUACGGUUGUGCUUCUUCUUGGUUACCUCUCCCUGGACAACUCAGUUGCCCCACAAGUGGGGAUGUGCAGGUGGAGCUGGGAGCUCAUGGGCCUAAUGAGGAAUGUAACGUAAGCGUGGUUGUCGCAGUUCUUCUCAGUAAUCCAUUAUUGACGUUGGUUUUGUCGGAAUUAGAGCGAGUCAUUAGAGAAGGAUUCGAUGUGGAAUGGAAGGUGGAUACUGCAGCGUGUAGGGACUGCAUGACAGACUGUGGUUAUAACCUCAAGUUGAAUCGACCAAUAUGCUAUUUCUCCCCAUCUAAACCAGGACUACAGGAGAAACCAAUUUUGUUAUGCGCACAGUUGUCCGAGACAAUCUAAAUUGUUCCACACAGCUGGAAUGUAUGUUAUUUUCAAGUUAUUUCAAUUCCUUCAAAAACGGCAUGCAUCGUCAUGUACCAAUUCCAGAUUCUUCUAUGAAGAGGCAAUGUGGGCUGGA
Alnus glutinosa is the source of this 790-nucleotide messenger RNA. Its product is annotated as LEAF RUST 10 DISEASE-RESISTANCE LOCUS RECEPTOR-LIKE PROTEIN KINASE-like 1.3. The annotation marks the transcript as partial. The record is from RefSeq and is a predicted model, not a curated record. Lineage: Eukaryota; Viridiplantae; Streptophyta; Magnoliopsida; Fagales; Betulaceae. The transcript has 2 exons.